Molecule: messenger RNA, 483 nt
Organism: Angiostrongylus costaricensis
Lineage: Eukaryota; Metazoa; Nematoda; Chromadorea; Rhabditida; Metastrongylidae
Source: the annotation of a GenBank genome assembly
AUGCGGCCCCAGUUUGGAGGAGACAUUAACGUCGGUGAAAUUGGUGAAUAUGAGAUGAUAGGACUUGAAGUUGAUGAAGCUGUUAUCGAUGUGACUGAUGAGAACAUGUCUCCUGGUGGCACGAUGGUGCAUGGUAAUGACGACGAUGAGGAGGGGAUCUGUUGGACUGGUUUGACGGCAUUAGGUGAAGCAGUUACCUGCCGAAAGAACUUAUCUAUGACUAUUUUGAGCUUAUUGCAACAAGAUGGUGCUUAUGACUUGUUGAAGCCCAUUGCUAUCGUGACACAUAAUGAACUUAAACGAAUGUUGAAGAAGGGUUGCUUCCUUAUUUUGAAACGUCUUCUCUCGCGAAAUGCCAAAGGUGGUACAGAAGAGGCUAAUCUUCCAAUGAAUGACCGUCUCUUUAAUGCAGAAACUAGUGAAGAAUUUUUUUUAAAUGAGAACUAUCAAGUUGUCCUAGAGAUGGUGUUUUCCGCACCUUAA